UUUACAAAAACACCAUCAACAGCGACCUUCAUCAUCACCACCACAAACUCUCAAUUUUAUGGACAAUACAGUCGUAGUUCUAGUCACCGGAUGCGCCAAAGGCGGCAUUGGCUACGAAUAUUGCAAAGCAUUUGCCGAACAUGGCUGCAUUGUCUUCGCCACCGACGUCCCCCACCGUGCACACCAACUGUUGGACGAAAGUUUCCACAAAAUCCAAACACUUGAACUCGAUGUUACAUCUGAUGAAAGUGUAGAAAAAGCAGUAGAAACCAUAAUUUCAAAGCACGGGCGUAUUGAUAUCUUGGUAAACAAUGCUGGGAUUGGUAGUAGCGGUCCGCUUGCCGAGCUUCCGUUGCAGGAUAUAAGGAAGGCUUGGGAAGUCAACACGCUUGGCCAGCUGAGAAUGGUGCAGCAAGUUGUACCCCAUAUGGCAUCUCGCCGCAGCGGAGUCAUUGUCAAUGUCGGUAGCAUUGUAGGAAACGUACCAACACCAUGGGCAGGGUCGUAUUGUGCUAGUAAGGCAGCUGUCCAUGCUAUGUCGCACGCGCUGCGACUCGAGCUAAUGCUGUUUGGGAUUGACGUAGUGUUGGUGAUGCCUGGGGCGAUAAGGUCGAAUUUUGGGAGUGCUACAGUUGAGAAUGUGAAAAGUCAAGAAUGGAAACUUUACAAGAAAUUCAAAGAAAGUAUAGAAGAGAGGGCAAAUGCAUCACAGAGUGGGAAAUCAACUGAUGCAGAAGUCUUUGCAAGAGAUGUUGUGAACAAAGUGUUGAGGAAGAGGCCACCAAAGCAAAUUGUUUCGGGGCAUUUGAGUGGCUUGUUGUCUAUUCUUUCUUGGCUUCCACUUUGGUUGAGAGAUCUCUACUUUUCUAAUCGCUUCAACUUGAAUCAAAAGGGGAGAGGUGCGCGCGGACGAGGGCUCGACAUGUGGCAAAUGCGUGGGUCGCGAACCGGUUCGCGGAUCGGGUUGCCGGGUCAGAUCUUGAGUUGCGCAGAAAAUUAAAGGAAAAAUAGGAAGGAAAAAUAGGGGCACGCCUCGAGUUCGAACACGCGACUUCGGGGCGGACGCAUGGCAUGAUAUGGUGAUGCCACGUGGUGCGAUCUGGUUCGUCCAAUCUUUUCCAAUUUUCCGCUUUUGCUCUUGAACUUGUUUUUUACCGUUCUUCUUCGUUAUAACUCCGAUUUAAGUGAUUUCAGUGACGUAGGACUCGUAUGGGGGUGAAGUUUCA
This is a messenger RNA of Cucumis melo (muskmelon), 1226 nucleotides long. RefSeq names its product short-chain dehydrogenase ptmH-like. Gene Ontology annotation, molecular function: oxidoreductase activity. Lineage: Eukaryota; Viridiplantae; Streptophyta; Magnoliopsida; Cucurbitales; Cucurbitaceae. The transcript has 2 exons. Gene Ontology annotation, cellular component: endoplasmic reticulum. The coding region runs from base 59 to 1000 and encodes 313 amino acids. The record is from RefSeq and is a predicted model, not a curated record.